Messenger RNA from Lodderomyces beijingensis, 1920 nucleotides. NCBI's taxonomy places the organism in Eukaryota, Fungi, Ascomycota, Pichiomycetes, Serinales, Debaryomycetaceae. The record is from the annotation of a GenBank genome assembly.
AUGGGUAUUCCCGAGCUAUGGGAGGUGUUGAGGCCUGCGUUUGACGAGAGGAUUCCCCUUGAAAAGCUUGUCGACCAGUUUGUUCGGGAUCUAGGGCGCACGCCGAGAGUGGCCAUUGAUGGAUACAUGUUUAUGUUUCAGUCGGACCACGGGUCGAUAGUGGCUCAGGACAAGAAGUCGAUAUUGAUCCAGAAUUUCAUGUCCAAGGUUCUUGCGCUUAUCGGGUUGAACGUUUCAGUUCUCGUGGUGUUUGAUGGCGUUAUGAAGCCGGACAAGUCCGGGAGUGGGCCCGCGUUGAACUAUGAGGAGGAGUUGGUCAAGUUUGAGCGUCGCAGCGACUUUGCCGAGCAGAACCCGUUUGUAGAGGAGUUGAAGGAGGUCUUGCUCGUGAACAGGGUCGAGUACUUCCAAGCGGCAGGAGAAGCCGAGGCCCAGUGUGCGUUUAUCCAGAAGCUUGGGAUCGUCGAUUACGUCAUUUCCAACGACGUCGACACCUUGGUCUUUGGAGCCACGAGGAUUCUUCGCAACUUCAACAGGUUUGCCGAGGACACGGCUCUGUCGCCCGUGAAGAAGCAAGGCGCGGUCAGGAGCAAGUAUUACGUGACGCCAGUAGACAUGGCCAAAGUGGAAAAAGUAACGGGCUUGUCCGAGGAACGCUUGGUCUUUCUUGCGUCGAUGCGAGGCGGCGACUACUCGUCGGGGGUUGACAAAAUCGGCAUCAUAAAUGCCAAAAACAUGGCUUUGUGCGGUACUUCGAAAGCACUCUACUACCAUCGCCAGAAAACAAAGAUUGAAUUGAAACAAGUGAAAAAACCUUGCUUGCUGCUUCCUCCUCCUGAUUUUGCCAUUGAGCUUUGCAGGUGCUUCAAGUCGAGCAAAGAAAGAAAGCAACAGUCGGUGCUACUACGACCGUGGGAGAGCAGAAGACGCGAGUGCGAGCGGCGACAGAUGCUUGCCGCGUAUUUGCUCAAGCUAAAUCUGCAUUUGCAGGGCCCCAAUCGAGACAUCUUUGGCAGAAAUGUGACGAUAAAGGAACCGAUCAAGAUCGAUGAGUAUUUCACGUUGCUCUACAUGUUUCCCUUUGUCCGACCGCAGUUGCCCAUUUUCUUGCCCGACACGCUUAGCUCGGGCGAGCUUGCUACAAACACUUUGCUCGAUAUAGACUCCAGGGAAGCUGUCCGUCGCUGCAGCAUGGUUAGCAAUAUCAAUCUCAACGGUAACGACACCCACAAGGUCAUGGCGCAAACACACUUUUUUGUCCCCGCUACUUAUUGCUGGCAAAUGCGAUACGUCGCAUUCAAACUUUUGUCAAGCGAAACCUCGAUUCGGAUCAACAAGGACAAAAUCGAGGACGAUUUGCAAAAAUUGAUGCUCAAGUUUAAUCCGGGGCUUUUAUUCAACAGAUUUCCCGAGUCGAGCGAGGCAAGAAGGCGCCAGCGGUCUCCAGAGAAAAAUGACGACAGCGACAGCGCGCUGGAUCUGUUGUGGGUGCCGAGAUCGUUGAUGGAGCUAUUCUACCCUCGACUUGUGGCAGUCUAUGACCAAAAGAAGAAAGAUGACGCUUAUUUUGGCAAACGCAAAUGCUCUUUGCGACAGACUACUUUGGACAUGUUGGAAAACUCACCGACAAAGAAGCAGAAAAACCGCAAUUCGGAAUUCAACAUAAAGGGCAAAGAGGCUAGAUUUGAACCUGUCCCGUUCAAGUCUGUACCGGAACUAAGGGCGAUGAAGCUGCUGCCCAAGAAACCUGUGCGCCGCUCGUCUCCUAAAAAGAAGAAAGAGCCCGCACUCGGUCAACAAAGACUCGACAUGUUCCUCAAGCCCCGGAUGGAAAAGGUCAAGGAGCGGGUCUUUAUUGAUAUCACAAACACCUUGGACAGGGACGAGGACAGCCCAUUCAUAGACCUCACACUGGACUGA